This is a messenger RNA of Ceratina calcarata, 950 nucleotides long. It is a transcript of the gene IscU, whose product is annotated as Iron-sulfur cluster assembly enzyme. Gene Ontology annotation, biological process: iron-sulfur cluster assembly. Lineage: Eukaryota; Metazoa; Arthropoda; Insecta; Hymenoptera; Apidae. Gene Ontology annotation, molecular function: iron ion binding; iron-sulfur cluster binding. The coding region runs from base 84 to 578 and encodes 164 amino acids. The transcript has 4 exons. The record is from RefSeq and is a predicted model, not a curated record.
ACUACAUUCAAGUCAAUCGUUCCGGUUACGCGAAGUGACGAAAGUGUUGAUAGUGUUCAAUGUUAAUUCGUAAAUAAAUAGCGAUGUCUUUGUUACGAUCUUUGCCUUCGGGGCUGAAAAGUACCUCGAAAUUAAUAUCUCGAAGCGUUCCAGCGGUAUUCUAUCAUCCAAAUGUUAUAGAUCAUUAUGAAAAUCCAAGGAACGUUGGUUCUUUGGAUAAGAGUGAUCCAAAGGUUGGCACAGGAAUUGUAGGAGCACCAGCUUGUGGAGAUGUAAUGAAACUUCAAAUUAAAGUUGAUGAAAAAGGAAAGAUCAUUGAUGCUAAAUUCAAAACUUUUGGUUGUGGCUCGGCUAUUGCUUCAAGCUCCUUGGCCACAGAAUGGGUUAAAGGCAAAACUGUUGAUGAAGCUUUGGCUCUGAAAAAUACUGACAUUGCUAAAGAAUUGUGUUUACCACCUGUCAAGCUGCACUGUUCGAUGCUUGCAGAAGAUGCAAUUAAAGCUGCUUUGUCAGAUUACAGUAUAAAGCAAAAGCAAAAAGAAAAUGCUAACGAGAGCAAAGAUACCAUGAACAAAUAAACAUGAUAUACAUGAUAUGAAUAGUUGGAAAAUUAGUCUUAUAUAAUGUCGUAUUUUCCUAACGGAACAUAAUAGUCAUUAGACAGUUAUUUAAGAAUUCUCGCAAGUUCUAAACUGUGAUUGAAAAUAAUGUUGUACGUUAAAUUUUAUGUAAAAUUCCAAUGUACGAUAGUUUUCUUUUAAAAUAAAUCAUUAUAUUUAAGUAAAAAGCUAUCUCUAUUAAAAAGAUUUAAUUUUACUGCUAUAAUUUUGAUCUUAAAGUAAUUAUAUCUUAUCAUUAGUCAUCGUUUAUAAGUAAACAGAAUAUACAAAAAUUAUAAAUGCUGCGUGUAGUACACAAAACUGUGAAGAAUAUCAAAAGCUAUAAAAAUA